Messenger RNA from Thalassophryne amazonica, 1304 nucleotides. It is a transcript of the gene psmc6, whose product is annotated as proteasome 26S subunit, ATPase 6. The record is from RefSeq and is a predicted model, not a curated record. The transcript has 14 exons. The coding region runs from base 1 to 1170 and encodes 389 amino acids. Gene Ontology annotation, molecular function: ATP hydrolysis activity; proteasome-activating activity; ATP binding. Gene Ontology annotation, biological process: positive regulation of RNA polymerase II transcription preinitiation complex assembly. Lineage: Eukaryota; Metazoa; Chordata; Actinopteri; Batrachoidiformes; Batrachoididae. Gene Ontology annotation, cellular component: cytosolic proteasome complex; proteasome regulatory particle, base subcomplex.
AUGGCGGACAGCAGGGAGAAAGCGCUGCAGGAUUACAGGAAGAAAUUACUGGAACACAAAGAAAUAGACGGACGAUUAAAAGAACUCAGAGAACAGCUCAGAGAGCAGACCAAGCAGUACGAGAAGUCUGAGAAUGACCUGAAAGCUCUGCAAAGUGUUGGACAGAUCGUCGGAGAGGUGCUCAAACAACUGACUGAGGAGAAAUUCAUCGUCAAGGCCACCAAUGGGCCACGCUACGUGGUUGGCUGCCGCAGACAGCUGGACAAAACGCAGCUCAAGCCGGGGACCAGAGUGGCUUUGGACAUGACGACGCUCACGAUCAUGAGGUACCUGCCCAGGGAGGUGGACCCACUGGUCUACAACAUGUCCCAUGAGGAUCCAGGCAGUGUGUCGUACUCUGAGAUUGGCGGCUUGUCUGAACAGAUCCGUGAGCUGAGAGAGGUGAUUGAGUUGCCUCUGACGAACCCUGAACUUUUCCAGAGAGUUGGGAUCAUCCCUCCUAAAGGAUGUUUGCUUUACGGGCCUCCGGGCACUGGGAAAACUCUUCUUGCCAGAGCGGUGGCCAGUCAGCUGGACUGUAACUUCCUUAAGGUGGUGUCAAGCUCCAUCGUGGACAAAUACAUUGGUGAGAGCGCGCGGCUGAUCAGAGAGAUGUUCAACUAUGCCAGAGACCAUCAGCCAUGCAUCAUCUUCAUGGAUGAGAUUGAUGCUAUAGGUGGCCGGCGGUUCUCAGAGGGAACCUCAGCUGACAGAGAGAUCCAGAGGACUCUGAUGGAGCUGCUGAACCAAAUGGAUGGUUUUGACACACUGCAUCGAGUCAAAAUGAUCAUGGCCACCAACAGACCUGACACGCUGGACCCCGCCCUGCUGCGGCCUGGCAGACUUGACCGCAAAAUCCACAUCGAACUGCCUAACGAGCAGGCUCGUCUGGACAUCCUGAAGAUUCACUCCAGUCCCAUCACCAAACACGGCGAGAUCGACUUUGAAGCCAUCGUGAAGCUGUCGGAUGGUUUUAACGGUGCUGAUCUGAGGAACGUCUGUACAGAAGCAGGUUUGUUUGCUAUUCGGUCCGAUCGUGAGUACGUCACUCAGGAGGACUUCAUGAAAGCUGUGCGGAAGGUUGCAGAUUCAAAGAAGCUGGAGUCCAAGCUGGACUACAAACCUGUAUGAGGUCACAAAGAGGGGUUUCAGUAGAGCUCAUUAAAGCUGUGUUCCUGUUUCCACGUUACAGUCUCGAUUACUGCACUGGAUUGAAGAGGCUCCUGUCUGUGCUUCAUUUCCACAAAUAAAACUAUCUUCUCAGA